AUGCAAGAUUUCCUCAGGGGAAACUACACCUUUCUUACUGAGUUUAUUCUUCUAGGAUUCUCUAGUAAUACACAGAUAAAUGUUAUUCUUUUCAGUAUUUUCCUCUUCCUCUACCUCAUCACUCUUCUAGGCAAUGGGCUCAUUAUCACUCUGAUACGGAUUGACAGUCGUCUGCACACACCCAUGUACUUUUUCCUCAGUGUUCUUUCCAUUAUGGACAUGGGAUAUGUCACUACCACAGUACCUCAGAUGUUGGUACAUAUGAUUUGUCAGAAGAAGACCAUCUCCUAUAUUGGAUGUGUAACCCAGAUGUACAUCUUCCUGAUGCUGGGCAUCACUGAGUCUUGGCUAUUUGCAAUCAUGGCUUAUGACAGGUAUGUGGCCAUUUGCUAUCCUCUCAGGUAUAAGGUUAUUAUGAGCCCUUUGCUAUGUGGGUUAAUGGUGGCUUUCUGUGGAUUCUGGGGUAUCAGCUGUGCCCUGAUAUACACAGUCUCUGCUAUGAUUCUUCCCUAUUGUGGUCCUAAUGAGAUAAAUCACUUCUUCUGUGAAGUACCUGCUGUCUUGAAGUUGGCCUGUGCAGACACAUCCCUCAAUGACCGAGUGGACUUCAUCCUUGGCUUCAUCCUUCUGCUGGUCCCACUCUCCCUCAUCAUCAUUGUUUACAUCAAUAUCUUUGCUGCCAUCUUGAGGAUUCGUUCAGCCCAGGGGAGGCUUAAAGCCUUCUCCACUUGUGCCUCCCACAUCACUGUGGUCACUAUGUUCUCCAUACCAUGCAUGGUUAUGUACAUGAGACCUGGCUCUGAGGCCUCCCCAGAAGAGGACAAGAAGUUGGCUCUUUUCUAUAACGUGAUCUCUGCCUUUCUCAACCCCAUUAUCUAUAGCCUCAGGAACAAAGAUGUGAAGAGGGCUUUCCUCAAAGUGACAGGAUGGGGAAAAGUGCCAGAAUGA
Messenger RNA from Orycteropus afer afer, 948 nucleotides. RefSeq names its product olfactory receptor 2A12-like. Gene Ontology annotation, biological process: G protein-coupled receptor signaling pathway. Gene Ontology annotation, molecular function: olfactory receptor activity; G protein-coupled receptor activity. The record is from RefSeq and is a predicted model, not a curated record. Gene Ontology annotation, cellular component: membrane. The coding region runs from base 1 to 948 and encodes 315 amino acids. The transcript has a single exon. Lineage: Eukaryota; Metazoa; Chordata; Mammalia; Tubulidentata; Orycteropodidae.